AUGUAUUCGUCUACUUUGGUCUCGCUGGCCGCGGCAUUGCUUGCCGGUCAGACGCUGGCCAUUGAACUGACAGUGUCAAAGAGUGGUGGGAAUUCGUCAAGUCCCCUUCUUUAUGGGGUCAUGUUCGAGGAUAUCAACAACUCUGGUGAUGGUGGCAUCCACGGCCAAGUACUACGCAACAACGGCUUCCAGGGCGACGACCCGGGCCUCACGGCAUACAGCGCAGUAGGAAAUGUGACUAUAUCGCAAGACACGGCCAAUCCUCUCAGCAGUGCCAUCACUUCCACACUCAAGGUAGCCGUUCCCUCUGGAGCAACUGGCUACGUUGGCUUUGCAAAUGAAGGGUAUGAGGGAGUUCCCGUUCUGGGGACUAACUACGACAACUACUUCUAUAUGAAGGGUGACUAUUCUGGCAUCGUCAAUCUUCGACUCGUGGGAAACGCGAGCGGAAUUGUUUAUGCCGAUCAUAAUAUUACCGUGGAUAGCACCGGCACCAACUUCACCUACUAUGAGACUUCUUUCAGCUCGUCUGUGUCUGCAGAUGCGCACAAUGUGUGGCAGCUACGGUUUGAUGCUUCCAAGGUGGCUGGGAGCUCUCUGAACUUUGGAUUGGUGCAGCUGUUUCCUCCUACUUAUAAAUCACGGUACAACGGCUUGCGCAAUGAUGUUGCUAGUUUCCUUGCGGACAUCAAGCCGUCUUUCUUGCGGUUCCCUGGAGGCAAUAAUCUGGAAGGUGCAACACCUAGCGAUCGCUGGAAGUGGAACGAGACUAUUGGUCCUGUCGUUGAUCGCCCAGGACGCGAAGGUGACUGGACCUAUCCCAACACGGACGCACUUGGUCUCGAUGAAUACCUUCAAUGGUGCGAGGACAUGGACAUGGAGCCACUCCUUGCUGUAUGGAGUGGCCUCUCCCUAGGUGGUGGCAUCGUGUCCGGAUCAGCCUUGGAUCCCUAUGUCGACGACAUUCUCAAUGAGCUCGAGCAGUACGUCCUCGGAUCCGCAGACACAACCUACGGCGCCCUGCGUGCCAAGAACGGCCGCACCGAGCCCUGGGACGUCAAGUACCUCGAAGUUGGCAACGAAGACAACCUCAACAGCGGCUGCAGUACCUACGCAAACCGAUUUACCCUGAUUUAUGAUGCUGUUCAUGCUGCAUACCCCAACCUGACAAUUGUCGCCUCCACCACCGACACUUCCUGCCUCCCAUCCACCAUCCCCGACGGCGUCAUCACCGACAUCCACCACUACCUCACACCCGACGAGUUCAUCGACCUCUUCGACGAAUGGGACAACUGGUCACGCGACUGGCCCAUUCUUGUCGGCGAAUACGCCAGUACGACCGGCAACGACGGUAGCACCACAUACUGGUCGUACAUGCAGGGAUCCUGCAGUGAAGCCGUCUACAUGAUCGGCAUGGAACGCAAUAGCGACAUUGUCAAGAUGGCCAGUUUCGCACCCUUGCUGGAGCAUUUCGAUAUGGCCGAGUGGUCGCCCGAUCUCUUCGGCCUGGAUUCCAGUCCAGACUCCAUAACCGGCUCCACAUCAUACUACGUUCAGAAGAUGUUCUCGACAAACCGUGGCUCCACAGUCCUUCCCGUCAACACGACCGCCGACUUUGAUCCGCUUUACUGGGUCGCAUCCGUGGCUGACGAGGGCACGUACUACGUCAAGCUGGCAAACUACGGGUCGUCAUCACAGAAUGUAACCGUGAACAUCGAGGGCACGACGUCCGGUCAGCUCCAGUUGCUCUCCGGGGGAGAGACAGUGAGCAACUAUCCCCAUGAUGUGUCAAUUACGACGCAGACUUCUACUGUGUCUGGUAGCGGAAGCUUCACUGUUGAUAUGCCGGCGUGGGCAGUUGCGGUGUUGGCUGUAUCUUAA
Aspergillus eucalypticola CBS 122712 is the source of this 1881-nucleotide messenger RNA. Its product is annotated as glycoside hydrolase. The record is from RefSeq and is a predicted model, not a curated record. Bases 1 to 1881 code for a protein of 626 amino acids. Gene Ontology annotation, molecular function: alpha-L-arabinofuranosidase activity. NCBI's taxonomy places the organism in Eukaryota, Fungi, Ascomycota, Eurotiomycetes, Eurotiales, Aspergillaceae. The transcript is spliced from 9 exons. Gene Ontology annotation, biological process: L-arabinose metabolic process.